GGGAGGAGGCACAACAUCUAGUAUAGUAUUCGCCCGCCUCGGUGACAUUGACUUCGGUAACAACGUCAUCGCGGGGCUCGAACGGCGACGUCACAACCUCCUGGCAAGUUGCAGCCAUGUUUUCCAAGGCCACUGCCAACUUUGUCCGUCAGGUUGACCCGGAGGGAAGCCUCAUCCACGUGUCCCGCAUGAAUGACUCUUCCAAGCUGCUUCCGAUGGCUCUGGUGGUCAAACGCAAGCGUGUCUGGUUCUGGCAGAGGCCCAAAUACCGGCCGACAGAUUUCAAGCUCAACGAUUUGUUGCUGGGCGAAAAGGGGCUUACGCCUGUUGUGUCCAAGAAAGAAUUUGUGACCUACAUGGGCAUUUUUGGAAACAAACUCGCUGGCAAGUUGGACACGGAAGCUGCUUCUGUCGGCGUAAAAGUCGAGGCUGUGGGCUCAUCUAAACUCCAAUCGGAUUUCGGCAUGCUGAAGAAAGAGGAAGUGGAUGUGAACAAGUUGUUACAGGACUCCAACAAGAGGCUGGUUGACAUGGAGCACGUGUUGGUGCAGCAGCUCGAGAAGCGAUCCGACAUCCUGGCCGUUGUCAAAGAGAGGAUCCUCACCACCGCCGCCUGCACUGUCACCCAGACCAAAAAGGAGCAGUGUGCCUUGCACGCCAUGGUGGGACUGUUGGGCAAGCUGGGGGCCAACGUUAAGGUCUGCAUCAAGGAGAGCAACGACAUAGAGGCGAACAUGGAUGUCUGUUUGGAAAUCCCGUCUGAUGUCGUCAUUGCGUAUAGCGUCCUGGAACUUAACAUUGAAAAAGACGGACACUUCAAGAUAUGCCUCCAGCCUGGACUAAUCGGAGGCUUUGAGGCCGACAAGGUGAGGUCGUGGUCCUCUCAAGACGAUAUAGACGUCGUGGACGGGAGGUGCUUUGAUGGGAAUAUUCUGGAAGAAUCACCGCAACAAAAUGGAGCUCCCGUGGAAGACCUCUCUCCACUAGCCGCGCUUCCCCCAUCAACUCGAUGGGCCUUGUAUUGCAAACUGCAAGAUAUCCUGAGGGACAGAGUGACUCUGUCGCAUCUGCAGUGUGCGCUUGAGGAAUUGUGCGUUGGCAGAACACCGGACACGACUCGGCAGGAGACGCUCCCAGACUCUGUCGAGAACGCUUCUCCUUCCUUGCAUGCUGUUCAUCUCUUGGUCACUGCCUUAGAAGAGCUCCCCGAUAAAACUUUGAGCCUCAUGUGUGACAGUCAGCCCGAGUUCAUAAAGGCCUUCAGCAUCCUGUUGAACAUGAUGAAGGAGAGCGGCCGUGCCCUCUCCCUCGAGUGUCUUCCUACUCCGAUGCGGGAAGAGCAAACUUUCCAGCAAGCAAAGAAGCUUCUCGGCUCCAUUGGCGUGACCAUCAGCGUAGACGGCGACCAGCUGUGGUGGGAGAAGGGAGUAAAAAGUCAAAUCCAAUUCUUGGUCCUCUGCCUCAGCGCGUAUGGAAUGUCCCUGCUGUGCAGUGGACAAAAACAGGAAUUAUUUUCCUGUGUGGUCUAGGUUCUCGCACUAUUGUAAAAGGUACCCGUACUCAGUAUUUGUGUUCUUGCAUUUACAGACUACAACAGUGUUUCCCAACCGUUAUUGAGUAUUAAUCCAAGACACAUAUUUUAUUUCAUAUUUUUCAGCAGUAACAUAUUUAUAAAUAUAUAUAUAUACACAGUAUGUACAACUGCGCCACGAGUAACAUAUAUAUAAAUAUAUAUAUAUAUGUACAACCGCGCCACGUACGUCAUCUGGAGCAGUUUAUAUUUAGAUUUAACUCAGAAGGUAUUGAUUAAUAUCUUGACAUUAUGCUACACGAAUAGCAGCUGGUGAAUACACAGGUUAACGGUCCUUUGCGCCAUCUUGUGGUGGAGCAUUUAAUACACCUGGCUGUCGCAAUAUGUCGCUGUCUGGCUUGGGUUGAUGAACAAAGUUACGUUUUUGUCGGCAAUGAUAAUUAUCAGACCACUUUUACCUGAUGAUUUCUCACAACACACUAAUGUGGCUGGGAAUCGCGGACUAUCAUGUUUAUUUAUAUGUAGAUAUAUAUUUUGAAUGGAAGAAAUUAUUGUAUUUCGAUAACGUGUCACUGUUAUUGUGGUAAACAUGAAGGAGGUCGGUCGUGAAAAAAUGUUUUUACAUCUAUUUUUAUUCAUCUUUUAUUGACUGAAAGAA
Messenger RNA from Hippocampus zosterae (dwarf seahorse), 2189 nucleotides. Its product is annotated as gasdermin-E-like. The transcript is spliced from 10 exons. The record is from RefSeq and is a predicted model, not a curated record. The coding region runs from base 117 to 1529 and encodes 470 amino acids. Gene Ontology annotation, cellular component: cytoplasm. NCBI's taxonomy places the organism in Eukaryota, Metazoa, Chordata, Actinopteri, Syngnathiformes, Syngnathidae. Gene Ontology annotation, biological process: programmed cell death.